Molecule: messenger RNA, 1360 nt
Organism: Cyprinodon tularosa
Lineage: Eukaryota; Metazoa; Chordata; Actinopteri; Cyprinodontiformes; Cyprinodontidae
Exons: 4
Coding region: 1-921 (306 amino acids)
Source: RefSeq, a predicted model, not a curated record
AUGAUUCCUGGUCCACACUGUGCAGCACGGCCUUAUCAGGUUUACCUGAUCAGCGGCAUUGCGAGGACAGCGACUCAGCACCUACUCUGCGCCCCUUAUGGCUCGCCUCAACCACAACUAUCGGCACCUGCCGAUGUCACCUACCUCUUCAGCCAGAGUACAGGGGAAUCUGCUCCCUUCUCCCUUAAGGACAUCAUGCUGGAUGGUCCUGAUCCUGAUGAGGAGGUGGUUCAACCUGGGCAACCGGAACCAGACGAGGCCUAUGAGAGUGACCCAGAGAACUCGGCUGAGAUCCUGGUUUCUGCUUCGCCUCACAUCAUGCUAACCAGUGCAGAGACGGCGACGGUUCAACCUCGAGCCUUUGAAGAUGUCUGUGGUCCCAGCCCCCUUCCUGGGUAUCAGCAGCUGGAGAAGUUCUGUUCGGUGCUGAUCGACGUCGGUCUGACUGACGAAAAGCUGUCGCUCAGCACCCAGCAGAGAAACAGCAUCCUGGAGGCGUGGAACAAAGUGGAGGAGCAUGAUAAGCAGCCCCAGAAGUUCAGCCAGCUGUACAGGACUCACUGGGGGAAUACGCUGUACUGCAGGACAAAGCGGGACGACCUUGUGGACGCUGCUGUGAUCCAGAAGGUGAAGAUGUCCAAGAGAUAUGCGCCAGCACAGCAAAACAUCAGUGCACAGAACAACAGACUGAUGUAUGUUCUUGUGAAGCUACUGUGGCUGAAUGCCCCUCAGGGAUCACGCAGCACCAGUCCAGAGAAAAAAAACAUCUUGAAGGCAUAUGAGAGGAUCCAGCACCGCGUUUUGGUGGAGGACCCGAUCCUGAGCAGAGCUGGGAUCCCUCUGCCAAAGAUAAUACAUACAGCGGCAGGAGCGGAUCCUCAACACAAAUUCCACCCCGCAGCCCUCCUCCAUCAUCAAUAAACUGCAGUCCAUUUCCUCAGCAGACCUUCCUCCAGCACCUCAUCAGCCUGCUGUCCUCCCUACACCAGCCUACCCAUAGAUUAUGUAUGAGCCCACACCCAGCACAGCAGGAACUAAAGUUCUAAAAGGCAGGACAAGUUAAAUUAUGCCCACCAACCCCCCUUCACAGCAGACUCCACAUAUUGAUAAACCUGUCACCUCAACCAGCUCCACACCUUUACCUGGGCCUUCUCCAUCUUCCUCCUGCUCCUCUGUAGCCUCCUCCUCCACAGCCUCUGACAUGGCAGGCCCCUCCACGCACCACACUACCGCUGCCCAGCAGGUGAUCCCUGAUGUCUCUUCAGCUGGCACAGCUAAAGAGCCAAACUGGUCAAGAGCCACACUGUACAAGCGGAAGUUGAAGGAAGAUCUCAAAUCAAUCGGAUUGAAGAUGCACAAA